Messenger RNA from Amoebophrya sp. A120, 1187 nucleotides. NCBI's taxonomy places the organism in Eukaryota, Dinophyceae, Syndiniales, Amoebophryaceae. The record is from the annotation of a GenBank genome assembly.
AUGUCCUCCUCCGCGCCCGCAAAGGGCGAGGAGCCGAAGAAGGGCGCCCAGCUGAGUGAGGAGGAUAUCAGGGAGUUUAAGGAGAUCUUCAACCUCGUUGACAGCGAUGGAUCCGGCGCGAUCUCCACCGACGAACUGGGGCAGUUGGUGGAAAGCGUGGGUAUAGAUAGAAAUAAAUGUGUGGCUUGUUAACAUCCUGGACUUCUGAUUACUUGUGAUUUGAGUAGGGUUCUUGUUACAACUCUUGCAUGCAGCAACGAACUGGAAAUGGAUGGCGUUAUGUCCUCAUGGUAAGGCUCCAUCGCCCCACACACUUCUACAUCAAAAACUCCAGGUAUGAAGAUGACCCACGCGGAGCUGCAGGAGAUGUGCAACGAGCUGGAUAGCGACCAGUCCGGAGAAAUUGAAAUUGACGAGUUUAUUGCGAUCCUCUGCAAGGACCUCGAGCUAGACUACACGGCAGACGAGAUCCAAGCGGCCUUCAAGACGUUCGCAAGGAAUGCGCCGAACGGGUAUGGUUUGAUGGGUAGUAUGAUGUUCUACUUCUACGUGAAGACCGGCAUGAGAAACACAUCUGAGAAAUAUUUUCACACUGAACCAACGACAUGACAGGUUGAUCAAGAUGACAGACCUCGAGGAGGCGCUGAAGGUUUAUCUGCGCGGCGUCAACCAAGCCGAAAUAAACCAGUUGCUCAAGCAGUUCGAGGUACUACGCGUAGUUGCUUUUGCUACUAACUGCAUCCUGUAUAAUAAAUGCAUAACAUCGAUCACAUCUAUGGUUUUCAUGCAUACUCAAACAUGACAUUGACGAAAACAAUCAAAAUCAGGACUGCGUGGUGCACUUGAGUCAGGUGGUGGACUCAAAUGGUAUGCCGGUGCCUUUCUUUCGCUACCAAGACUACAUCAACUUGAUGAUGAGAAGGAAAUAAUAAGCAGAAACUGCAUGAAGAUGAACAAAACGUACAUAUAGAAAACGUAGAAGAUGAGACUCGAAACGCAUUAUUCAAAUGCAAGAUGCGGACAGAAAAUGGAACAGCGUGAUCUGCGUUGCGGGUGCGCGUCAUUGAUGCCAAAGACAGAAUGAACUUUCAAGGCCAAGAAAUUUGCCUUGGAGGUUGUGUAUGAUGAAGAGGACGAACUGAAAGCAGUAUUUUUAUGGACGAUAAGUAGAACGAGAUCGACCGCGG